UACACGUGGUAUUUUGGUAUGAAGGACGCAGAAGCUUCACAUAACUGGCUCGAAUAGUCCUUCUAUAACAGGGAAAACAGUUUACACAACGACAAUCAGAGGAAGCAUGAGAAACAUGCAGUGAUAUCGUUUUCACACAAGUUAUCGUAUGAUUGAAGAAUGCAUAUUGCCGAUUUCGCGGCAGGAUCCAUAGGAGGGGCAUGUGGUGUUGCUGUGGGAUAUCCGCUUGAUACAGUAAAGGUGAGGAUACAAACUCAGAAGCAGUUCACUGGAAUUUGGCAUUGCUUCAUAACAACGUUAUCUAAAGAAGGGGUCCAUGGCUUCUUCAAGGGGAUGUCCCUACCUGUUACCACGGUUUCCAUGACUUCCUCUGUGGUGUUUGGGAUGUACAGGAACUGCCGUCAGUGUCUCAGUCAGCUGAGGGGAGGACCAGGAACCCCAAACACCAAACCAGAAAUCUUCCUCUCCGGCCUGGCCGGGGGUGUGGCUACGGUGACAGUGAUGUCACCAGGCGACAUAGUGAAAGUCAGGCUGCAGUGUCAGACAGAGUCCAUGCGAGCCAGAAAAGGGGCCAACUUGCCCAAACCCAAGUACCGCGGCCCCGUCCACUGUCUCCUGACCAUCGUCAGAGAGGAGGGGGUACUGGGGCUCUACAGGGGAGCUCUGCCUCUCAUGCUGAGAGACGGACCGUCCUACGCCACCUACUUCCUGACUUACAGCACACUCUGUGAGUGGUUCACCCCACCUGGAAAGAAGGGACCAGAGUGGACAGGGGUGAUGCUGGCUGGCGGGGUGGCUGGUAUGACCGGCUGGACAGUGGGUACGCCCAUGGACGUGAUUAAGGCUCGCCUCCAGAUGGACGGAGCCAGGGAUAUCAAGAGAUACAAGGGCUUUGUCCACUGCAUCACAGAGACAGUCAGGAUGGAGGGGUCAGGGGUGUUUUUUAGGAGCUUGGGUAUCAACUGUCUACGUGCCUUCCCUGUCAACAUGGUGGUGUUCGCUACCUAUGAACUCCUGGUCGGCUUCCUCAGAACACAGCCUGAUGCUAUAGAACCCCCCAAACUAGAGUUUGAGUAGACACUGAGUGAUUAACUGAAAUGUUGGUUAUUUUUGUUUUUUUAAACAACUAAUUGACCAAUUAGUUCAAUUAUUUUAAUUCCAUUUCAUUCGUUUUUUUCUGUUAGCUCAAUGCGCACAUCGCACAGUUUCUCUAGAGAUAAAUCCGAUCCCGCCUGAACUGUGCAUUGUACAGUAGUAGGGAGUUGAAAUGUCCAAUAGGUUAGAGCAUAAAACGCUGUAAUUAACUACAAUGACCUAAAUCCAUUGCGCAGAUGACUUGGAAUUAAAUAACAAAUUAAUCAAAUAAAACAAAUGUAAUAUAUACAACAACUGAAAUAUUUUAUUAAAGUAAUGUGAAUAAAUUAUGGUUAAUAAGUGAUAAGCAGUAAUGGGAAGUCACUACCAUCAUGGGACUUUUAUUAAUUGUUUUAUUCAGUUACAGUAUUCAACCCACAGUGCAUUUAAUGUUUAAAAAAAUAAUCAAAAUUGAAAACUGUAAUUAUUUUGUAAUAAUCUAACGGAAACCGAACCGACCUCAAAAAGCAUAAAUCACUCGGCACUAGACACUGACCUUGUUAGACAAAUGUACCUCUCUCUUGAUUGUACUCCUCCUCUCUCUUGAUUGUACUCCUCCUCUCUCUUGAUUGUACUCCUCCUCUCUCUUGAUUGCACUCUCUCACACUCCCGGUUCGUCUCUGACCGUCUGUCUGACCUGUCUGUCUGUGUUUUUUUUUCUCUCUCUCUCUACUCUCUCUUCUCUACUCUGUCUACUCUCUCUUCUCUACUCUGUCUUCUGUCUUCUGUCUUCUCUCUCUCUCUCUCUCUCUCUCUCUCUCUCUCUCUCUCUCUCUCUCUCUCUCUCUCUCUCUCGGGUCAGUAGAGGGGUUAGAUCAGUGGUCAGUCAAUUGUGACCGACUGAUUGAUCCCCAAGGCAUCUCUAGCCAAAUAUUUCUGUAAAAAACCCAACUCUAAAGCAUUGCGUUCCUAUUUUGUUUUUGUAUUCCUCUUGUGCAGUUGGCUGUAGGUGCACCCGAUUCAGCUGCUCUGUGUGCCGGGAAGCCGAAGUGUUCAGAUUUUGAACCGUUUCAUGUGUCUGAAGGGACAAACUCCGUCUUCCCCACGGGCCCCAAGAUCAAAUCAAGUGCACUAUAGGCCUACCGCUGACCAAUCGGAUGGCUCAGAUGACCGUGUCUGCAGUAACGUAGCAGGAAUAAAACAUUUACAUUUACAUUUAAGUCAUUUAGCAGACGCUCUUAUCCAGAGCGACUUACAAAUUGGUGAAUUCACCUUCUGACAUCCAGUGGAACAGCCACUUUACAAUAGUGCAUCUAAAUCAUUUAAGGGGGGGGGGAUAUGUUCAGGAGACUGGUAUAUGUUCCCUCCGUUUCCCCCAUGUCCUUGUCGGGAAUUGUUUAUUUGUAAGUUAUUCAUGCUAUGUGUUACUGGUGCGUUACAGGUUUUGUGCCCAUGUGUUUGUUGUUUUAUUUGCCGUUAGUUUUAUAUUUGAAAAUGCUCCGGCUAUUCACUACGUUCUGCUCUCCUGCGUUUGACUUCCCUGCCACCAGUUACUCACGUCUUACAGCAUCCUCACAUAGGUGUUCCUUUUGUCCAGGUGAGAAGGGCGGUGUGGAGUGCGAUUGAGAUUGCAUCAUCUGUGGAACUGGUGGAGCGGUAUGCGAAUUGGAGUGGGUCUAGGAUGUCCGGAUGCUGUUGAUGUGAGCCAUGACCAGCCUUUCAAAGCACUUCAUGGUUACCGAAAUGAGUGCCAUGGGUCGAUAAUCAUUUAGGCAGGUUACCUUCGCUUCCUUGGGUACAGAGACUAUGGUGGUCUGCUUGAAAUGUGUAGGUAUUACAGACUCAGUCAGGAGAGGUUGGAAAUGUCAGUGAAGACACUUUACAGUUGGUCCGCGCAUGCUUUGAGUACACGUCCUGGUAAUCCGUCUCGCCGGUUUAAAGGUUUUGUUCACAUCGGCUACUGAGAGAGCUGGUGCUCUCAUGCAUGCUUCAGUGUUGCUUGCCUUGAAGCUAGCAUAAAAGGCAUUUAGCUCAUCUGGUAGGCUCGCUUCACUGGGCAGCUCACAUCUGGGUUUCCCUUUGUAGUCCGUAAUAGUUUUCAAGCCCUGCCACAUCUGACGAGUGUGAUUUCAUUUUUUUACACUGUAUUGACGCUUUGCUUGUUUGAUGGUUUGUCUGAGGGCAGAGCGGGAUUUCUUAUAAGCAUCCGGAUUAGUGUCCCGCUCCUUGAAAGUGACAGCUCUUGCCUUUAUCUCGAUGUGGAUGUUGCCUGUAAUCCAUGGCUUCUGGUUGGGAUAUGUAUGUAAGGUCACUGUGGGCAUGACGUCAUCGAUGCACUUAUUGAUGAAGCCGGUGAUUGAGGUGAUGUAUUCCUCAAUGCCAUUGGAUGAAUCCUGGAACAUUUUCCAGUCUAUGCUAGCAAAACCGUCCUGUAGUAUAGCAUCUGCGUUAUCUGACCACUUCCGUAUUGAGUGAGUCACUGGUGCUUCCUGCUUUAGUUUUUGCUUGUAAGCAGGAAUCAGGAGGAUAGAAUUGUGGUCAGAUUCGCCAAGUGGAGGGCGGGGGAGAGCUUUGUAUGCAUCUCUGUGUGUGGAGCUAAGGUGGUCUAGGAUUUCUGUUCCUCUGGAUGCACAUGUGACAUGCUGGUAAAAAAAAAGGGUAAAACUGAUUUAAAUUUACCUGCAUUAAAGUCCCUGGCCACUAGGAGCACUGCUUCUGGGUGAGCAUUUUCUUCUUUUUUUAUGGCCUUAUAGAGUUGGUUGAGAGCUUUCUUAGUGGCAGCUUCACUUUGUGGUGGUAAAUAGACGGCUGCGAAUAAUAUAGAUGAGAACUCUCUUGGCAGAUAGUGUGGUCUACAGCUUAUCAUAAGGUACUCUACCUCAGGUGAGCAAUACCUCGAGACUUCUUUAAUAUUAGGCAUCGCGCACCAGCUGUUAUUGACAAAAAAGACACACAGACCCACCCCUCGUCUCACCAGAGGUAGCGUCUCUGUUCUGCAUGGAAAAUCCAGCCAGCUCUAUAUUGUCCGUUUCUUUGUUCAGCCACGUCUCUGUGUAACAUAAAAUGUUACAGUUUUUAAUGUCCCGUUGGUAGGAUAAUCUUAAUAGUAGGGCAUCAAUUUUAUUUUCUAAUGAUUGCACAUUAGCAAGGAGAAUGGACUGCAUUCGUGUCACACCCUGACCAUAGUUUGCUUUGUAUGUUCUAUGUUUUAUUUGGUCAGGGCGUGAUAUGAGUGGGCAUUCUAUGUUUCAUGUCUAGUUUGUCUAGUUCUAUGUUUGGCCUGAUAUGGUUCUCAGUCAGAGGCAGGUGUGAGUCAUUGUCUCUGAUUGGGAACCAUAUUUAGGUAGCCUGUUUGGUGUUGGGUUUUGUGGGUGAUUGUUCCUGUUCCUGUGUUAGUUUGCACCAGUUUAGGCUGUUUUGGUUUUCACGUUACGUUUAUUGUUUUUGUAUUGAUUCGUGUUUCCUUUGUUUCAUUAAACAUGAAUCUCAAUAGCCACGCCA
This is a messenger RNA of Oncorhynchus masou masou (cherry salmon), 4575 nucleotides long. It is a transcript of the gene slc25a47a, whose product is annotated as solute carrier family 25 member 47a. The record is from RefSeq and is a predicted model, not a curated record. Gene Ontology annotation, cellular component: mitochondrion. Bases 160 to 1077 code for a protein of 305 amino acids. The transcript is spliced from 6 exons. Gene Ontology annotation, biological process: transmembrane transport. Gene Ontology annotation, molecular function: transmembrane transporter activity. NCBI's taxonomy places the organism in Eukaryota, Metazoa, Chordata, Actinopteri, Salmoniformes, Salmonidae.